Messenger RNA from Podarcis muralis (Common wall lizard), 888 nucleotides. RefSeq names its product protein S100-A16-like. Gene Ontology annotation, molecular function: calcium ion binding; transition metal ion binding. Lineage: Eukaryota; Metazoa; Chordata; Lepidosauria; Squamata; Lacertidae. The record is from RefSeq and is a predicted model, not a curated record.
AGGAAGUUGGAGCCAGCCUCAUGGCACAGGUGCUGGUUGAGAAGUUUGAGGCGCCCAAUCUCCUCUAGCCUUCCUCUAGCAAACGCUGACGAGACAGACAGACAGACAGACAGACAGAGAGACGGGUGCAGGAGUCUUUGGCCGACGUAACGCACACCGCACAAACCGCCAUUCUGCAAGGAGCCAAGGGAGGAGAGGCCAUGGCGGGCAACCUCUCUGAGCUGGAGGAGGCCCUCCUGACGCUGGUGAGGAACUACGACAAAUACGCCGAGAAGUCCUUUUUCCUCAGAUACUUUUUCGGGAAACAGGGCAAGAUCAGCAAGGAGAAUUUUGGGAAGAUGCUCAACGAGGAGCUCAGCCACGUGCUGUCGAACACCGACAGCAAGACUGCUGCCCAAGAAAUGUUUGCUGACAUGGAUUUAGACGAGGACGGGAAGAUGAGCUUUGAUGAAUAUUGGAGGCUGAUCGGUGGCAUCAUCAACCAACUUUUGCACGUGAAGCAACAGGUUCAGGAGCGUGACGGAUGAUGGAGAAUGGGAGCCUGCAGGAUAGAACAUGUCAGCUGCUGCCCACCCCACCCCACCCCAAGCCCCACCCUGCCCCAUUCCUGCCUUAACUUUGCCAUCGUUCCAGCUCCCCCUACUGGCCGGGCUGCACAGGACAUUUCCCAAUGCCAGAUCUUCUGGAAGCCAAACUCUACGGAAGAUCGGGAACAUGGACCUGUCCAUGGAAACUGCCUGUCCGCCUGUUCAAUGCCUCUUGACGGCUGCACUCGGGACGCCGUGUCUAGGAGGGUGGUGGGCAGUUGGAGGGAGGGGCUGGCCACACCUCAGGGAGUUGCAGCUAGACUGUCAGACUGUGACAAUAAAGACUGGAUUCUGAGUGUCA